GGCCCUGCUGGUUUUUCAUUCGAUCAACCUCGAUUUCAUUUAUUCGAGAAAAUGCAGAACACAAACAGCAGAUGAACUAUGAAUGCUGAACACAAUGAUCUCCUCCCUCCAGCGCCAGACAAUGAGAGGUCGUAGGCUGAAGGGGGCACUAUCCAACCCCCUCUUUGUGCUGCUUUUGGCCCUUCAGAUCCUGGUGGUGGCUGGGCUGGUUCGUGCUCAGACCUGUCCUUCUGUCUGCUCAUGCAGUAACCAAUUCAGCAAAGUCAUAUGCACACGUCGCAGUCUACGGGAUGUUCCAGAUGGCAUUUCUACCAACACCCGUUACCUGAACCUCCAGGAUAACCUCAUUCAGGUAAUCAAGGUGGACAGUUUUAAACAUCUGCGCCAUCUGGAGAUCCUGCAACUGAGCAAGAAUCACAUCCGCAGCAUUGAAAUUGGCGCCUUCAAUGGGCUGGCUAGCCUCAACACGUUGGAGCUCUUUGAUAAUCGGCUCACGACAAUCCCCAAUGGAGCGUUUGAGUACUUAUCCAAGCUGAAGGAAUUGUGGCUAAGAAACAACCCCAUCGAAAGUAUACCAUCUCAUGCCUUCAACCGGGUCCCCUCACUUCGAAGGCUGGAUCUAGGUGAGCUCAAACGUCUCUCCUACAUUUCUGAUGGGGCUUUCAAGGACCUGAGCAACCUGCGCUACCUGAACUUGGGAAUGUGCAACCUCAAAGAGAUCCCCAAAAUUUUACCUUUGGUAAGGCUUGAAGAGCUAGAAAUGUCAGGGAAUCAGCUCUCUGUUGUCAAGCCCAGUUCAUUUACAGGGUUAGUGAACCUCCAGAAGCUGUGGAUGAUGCAUGCCCAGAUCCAAACUAUUGAGAGGAAUUCCUUUGAUGACCUUCAGUCACUGGUGGAGCUCAAUCUUGCUCAUAACAACCUUACAUUUCUACCACAUGACCUCUUCACACCGCUGCACCGCUUAGAGCGAGUCCACCUCCAUCACAAUCCUUGGAACUGCAACUGUGACAUUUUGUGGCUCAGCUGGUGGCUGAAGGAAACUGUACCAGCCAAUACCAGCUGCUGUGCACGUUGCCAUACUCCUUCAGCCUUGAAAGGUCGCUACAUUGGAGAACUGGACCACAGCUACUUCCAGUGUGAUGUUCCUGUUAUCGUGGAGCCACCCAGUGACUUGAAUGUGACUGAAGGCAUGGGUGCAGAGCUUAAAUGUCGUACAAGCUCGGUGACCUCCAUCAGCUGGUUUACACCAAAUGGCUCAUUGGUGACUCAUGGGGCCUAUAAAGUGCGUUUGUCUGUCCUCAAUGACGGGACACUGAACUUUACUAGCGUCACAAUGCAGGACACUGGGACUUACACCUGUAUGGUUAGCAACACAGCAGGCAACAUUUCUGCCUCUGCUGUGCUUAAUGUCACUUCUGUGGAAAACAGCGGGGUGACCUAUUUUACCACAGUCACAGUGGAGACCACUGAGACCAUCGGGGAUGAUAGCCAAACACCACUUCCCCCAUUUGGCUGGGUGUCUUCCUCAACAACAAAAGGUACUCCUGCUUCACCAAGGACCACAGAGCGGACUUACACCAUUCCAGUUCUUGAUGUGGAUGGAGAGAGAGCCCUCAAUGGCCUGGAUGAGGUGAUGAAAACCACUAAGAUUAUCAUUGGCUGCUUCGUGGCCAUCACACUCAUGGCUGCUGUUCUGCUGGUUAUUUUCUACAAGAUGAGGAAGCAACACAACCAGCAGGAUCCCGAUGGCCCUGCCUCCUCUAUGGAGGUCAUUACUGUUGAAGAAGAGCUUGCAGGUGUUGCUGCUAUGGAGAGACACCUAUCGUUGCCCCCUCUGGAGCACUACAACCACUACAACACCUACAAGAGCUCUUACCACCAUCCUCCAAUGCUCAGUACCAUACACAGCUCAGCCACACAGGAACCUUUACUGAUUCAAGCUUGCUCAAAAGACAAUGUACAAGAGACUCAAAUCUGAUUUUAAAUUUGACUAAAUGUCCAGUAUCAGCCGUUACACACUUGGAGUACAAUGGACCAAAACAUGAAGAUAAAAGAAAUUAAAUGCCAUUGAUCUGACAGAGUUGAUGUCAAUAAUGGCAGUUAGUC
This is a messenger RNA of Archocentrus centrarchus (flier cichlid), 2106 nucleotides long. RefSeq names its product leucine rich repeat containing 4C, genome duplicate b (gene lrrc4cb). Gene Ontology annotation, molecular function: cell-cell adhesion mediator activity. The transcript is spliced from 2 exons. Gene Ontology annotation, biological process: regulation of axonogenesis; synaptic membrane adhesion; modulation of chemical synaptic transmission. The coding region runs from base 83 to 1978 and encodes 631 amino acids. NCBI's taxonomy places the organism in Eukaryota, Metazoa, Chordata, Actinopteri, Cichliformes, Cichlidae. The record is from RefSeq and is a predicted model, not a curated record. Gene Ontology annotation, cellular component: postsynaptic density membrane; plasma membrane; glutamatergic synapse.